AUGAUUCCUAAGAGCACAGGUAAGAGCUGGUUUAGGUAUUUCCAGUACGACGAACAGAGAGACUCACCGGCCGAAGUGAGGAACAUUUUGCUAAUAAUCGUCGCGUUGAUCGCGGCUGCAACUUUUCAAGCGGGAGUGAAUCCUCCCGGGGGGUUAUGGCAAGAUAAUGGUAACGGACAUGUGGCCGGAACGGCCAUUUUCGCAACGGAGAGACACGCUUAUUAUGUGUUUCUGAUAUCGAAUACAUUGGCUUUCUCCACUUCCAUAUUGGUUCUAUUAUCUCUUACUUACAAAUUCCCUUUUCAUUUUGAAAUUUGGAUCGCUACCACCUCCAUGAUUGUCACUUAUGGAUCCGCUGUUUUUGCUGUUACGCCUCAUCAUCAGCAUGUGCAUUUUCGCUAUCUUUUAUUUACUGCUGCUGUUCCUUUUAUGACUAGAGCUUUUAUUCAGAUGUUCCAUAAAUGUAGACAUUAA
Messenger RNA from Mercurialis annua (annual mercury), 474 nucleotides. RefSeq lists its product as uncharacterized. The record is from RefSeq and is a predicted model, not a curated record. The transcript has a single exon. Lineage: Eukaryota; Viridiplantae; Streptophyta; Magnoliopsida; Malpighiales; Euphorbiaceae. Bases 1 to 474 code for a protein of 157 amino acids.